AUGGAAAAACGAAACCAUGUGAACAACAAUAGGCAAUCUCUACUUUCCUUUCGACCAGACCCUAAGAUAUUGACCCCAGGAAGCUCACCUACUCCACCAGAAGAUCAAGAAGUUAGAAUUGGUGAACAUGCCAUUACAAAUGAGGAAGGUGAAAGUAUGAGCAGUAAAGAAAUAGAUGACGAAGAAAACCUCCUUUACAAUUACGAGUGCCAAAUUUCAUCAUUAAGCUACCCAAAUGCAUCAGAUCCGGCUACCCAAUAUUUCAAUAAAAGUAACCCAGAACUUUGUGCCAAAACCAUGGAAUCAUUUCCCGUGGAUGUCAGUUCCUCUUCACCUUCCGUAAAACAAGAUACCAAUUCAAAAGAAUUCAAGGAACCCUUAUUCUCAACACCUUUUGGUGCAAUGACAAACACUUGUGAAGCUCUAGCCUUACAGCAAUCUGUGAUAGGAGAUUAUUGUGUGAAACCAGUAUCGGCUGAAAUUGUGGCAAAGAUUGUAGCUUCCACAAAAGAACGACUUAACAAUGCUUUUUCCAAUUCUUCAAGUCCGAAUAGUGGGCCAAUUACUGUAGAAGUGUCUUCCAAAAUGGCUGCAGAUAAUAUUAAAAAUGGAAAAGAGGUGUCCAUGAAAGGAAAAAAUCAAAGAAAAGUGCCUGGUGGUGUAAUUUUCAACGAACUAAUACGCUAUCCUUCAGAAACUAUCAAAACAAUUUUUGAAAAAAAGUCUGGACUCUUCAAUUCCAGUUCCUCUUCUGUUGGAGAAAAUCCCUCUUCAUCUUCUCUUUCAAGUACCCCAAAGAAAAACCUUACCAAGGGUGAUAACACAUCAUUUUCAAGAAGCAGAAAUAACAGCCAGAGCAGUAUUGGGAGUAUUGAUUCUCGUAUAAUUGAAAUGGCUGGCACACAUAUAGGAAAGAAACAUGUAUCUGAAGAAGUGUUUGAUAAGCUUGAAAAAGAAAGAAUGGAUUCUUCUGAAUCUACAGUCUUCUUUGUAGAGCAGCCUUGUACAGAAACUGACAGAAAGAAGUUAGAUUCUGUUAUAUCUGACAAAGUAGACAUAGAUUAUUUAUAUGCAGAAUCAGUUGAAACAGAAUCCAAUUUGUCAGGUAUCACAGGGAUCGAAGAUGAGAUGUUUUGUAUUAAAAAACUACUGAUAGAUGUUCCCUCCUCCCACUCAAGAUUCCCUGUAGGACCUUACAGCACGGAGUCUUCGUUUCCCAUCAGAAAAAUUCCAAUAGAGCAACAGACAGUUGCAGUUGAAACACAACCUCCUGAAUUACAGGAUCAAGCAACUGAAACAGACAGCUUAGAGUAUUUUGGAAUUUUAUGUGAAAAUGCUACUCUCCAAGGCCAAGUAGAUACUUUAAGAAAUGAAAUAGACUGUGUCAUGAAAGAAAAAGUGCAGCUUCAAGGAUUGAUUGCCUCUCUAGAAAGCAGGAUAAAAUUAGAACUUGAAGACAAAAAAGUUGGAAACAAAGAAAAGCAAGAAAUAUUGACAGAAUUUGAAAAAAUAAGCAGGGAACAUAGAGGUUGGAGUAAUGUUAUAGCAGAGUAUCAAAGCGUUAUUGAUUCUAAGGUAGCUGAAAUAAAGGGCUUGAAAGAAGAUCUUUCAGAGUCUGAACUGGAAAGAACAAAAGUGAAAGUUAACUUGGAGGAGACUAAGGUUGACUUGGAAUCAAAAGAUGGUGCUAUUGAUGGUCUGAAAAAGAAAAUAGCUGAAUUACACGUUGAAGUGUUGACUUUGCUGCAGGGUAAGGUUCAACUUGAAAAUGAAGUGAAAGGGGUAAAAGGUGAAAUGGAAACCUUGAGAAAGUCAAAGGAAUGGUACCAACAACAAUUAAACUCAGUGCAAGAAAACAGAAAUACUACUCACCAAGAGCUUAUUAAAGUCCAAGCUGAGGUGGUUUCUUCCAACAACUUACUGGAACACAAAAAGGUAGAAAACAGACAUUUGAAGCAGCAGCUAAUAGAGACACAGCAGAAAGCUGUGCGGGAAAAAGAAAUCUUGAUGAAGCACCUUGAGAACAUUGAAAUGGAUAUGGUGGAAAGAGAAUCGCUCUUUCAAGAGAUACAGAAGGACAGGGGAGCAGCUGAAGAAAGCCUGACAGAAAGAAUGAAAAAACUAGAAGAGGAGCAGUCUAAUAUGAACAACCUUAAUUUUACUGUUAAUGAAUUGGAGCAUCAGCUUGCCGUAGCUAAGCAUAAUUUGUCCUCUAAAGAUGAAAUCAUUCAUAAGUUUGAGAAAGAUCAAGCAGAACUAGUACAACAAGUGGUAUUUUACCAAAAGACCAUAAGUGAGAAAGACCUUUCUUACCAGUGGCUGGAACAGCAGCUAAGAGAUUCAAAACAGAAACUGACACACACAGAACUGGAGUUGUCUACACGGGAAGAACAGAUUAUGAUGCUAAAAGAAGAGAAAACAGCAAUUGAAAUAGCUCUGGCAGCUGCUAAUGAGGAAAAAAGGACAGUUAAUGAGACACUUUUGGGAUUGAAAGAAAACUUGAAUCGUGUGGAAGGGACUUUUAGACAAAUGAGAACAGAAUUUGUGGCCAAGUCUGCUCUUGUUGAACAGUUGCAAAAAGAAAAAAAUCAUGCGGAAGAUGUCCUUCAGAAGACCGAAGAAAAAUAUCUUCAACAAAAGCAAGAGUUUGAAUUGAAGUUUACAUCUGAAGCUCAGAAUGUAGCUGUCAUUUUGCAAGAUGUGCAGAGCCAAAAAAAUGAACUAGAAACUGUUCUGGAAGCUACUAAGAAAGAAUUGCUUAUGGACCAGAAAUAUUAUUCUGUUCUGAUACAAGAGAAAGAUGAGUUUCAAAGACAGUUGGAAGAAAUGACCAAGUCAUUACGUUCCAGUGAAGAAAAAGUUAAAUCCCUCUCAGAACAGAAUUCUCAACUGACUGUAUUGUUAACAGACCUACGAGAAAAACAGGGUGAAUUAAAUAAUCUUUCACAGGCUGCCGAAGAAAAAUAUCAGAUGACUGGUACAACUACAGAUGAUGUUUCAGGUAGGCUUGAAGAAACAUACAAGUUGAAGUUGCAUCAGCUAGAAGAAACUCUUGAAACAAGAGAGGAUGAGUUUAGAAAGAAACAGAAAAUGUACGAGUCUAACAUAAAGGUAUUGACGAGAAAGUUAAAAGAAUCGAUGAAAGCCAAGAAGAAAGCUGAACAAGAUCUUCAAAAAGCCAGACUAGAUGAAGAGAAAGAUGUUUCUCAGAUUCAUACUAUUGAUGCUGGACAACAAACACAUGAGGAUGGCGUUAACAAACGACAAGAAAUUACUGAACAUGUUGUGCAUGAGCAGCUAAUAGCUGAAAAAAAUAUCGAUGAUUACAGGAAAAAACAAGUUGAUUUAGAAGAAGAACUAACAAUUAUAAAGAAAAAAUCAGAUGAGUGGAAACUUUGUGCCAAUAAAAGACAGGAACUUAUCCUGGAACUGGAAAAAGAAAAAGGACAGUUAAGAGAGAGCUUAGCUACAAUUAAACAGCACAUGACAGGAAUGGAAGCGCAGCUGAUGGAAAAACAAACUGGAUUGUCAGAGCUUAGCCAUCAGAUGAAGCUGUUAGAGGAACACCAGAAGGAAGAAGCUGUUAACUUUCAAAAGAAGUUAGCAUCUUUGGAACAGGAGCUGAACAAAGAGAAGACUAUUACUAAAGAACUCAGACGUCAG
Molecule: messenger RNA, 3663 nt
Organism: Limulus polyphemus (Atlantic horseshoe crab)
Lineage: Eukaryota; Metazoa; Arthropoda; Merostomata; Xiphosura; Limulidae
Product: golgin subfamily A member 3-like
Exons: 5
Source: RefSeq, a predicted model, not a curated record